UUAAGCUGGAGGUUCGAGGGCAUCAUUCCAAAGCACGUCCAUAGAGAAGCCAACUGUUUUGUGGACAAUCUUGCUCAUCUUAGAGGGGAGCAACAGGAUAACCUGUCUACUUUUUUUUUUUUUUUGGCCUGAUCCGGAGUGUUUGAGUUUCGUCCGACUAAUUCCCAGGACGUAUGAAUCCCUAGCUAUGUGUGGAUCGGUUAAUCACGGCCAAAAUCACUCUGGUGACUCUAAGGAAUUUCGAACUUGAGAUUGAGUGAAUACAUAAGAUUCUCUUUAACUACUAGGUCAAAUCACUUGAAAUUAACAUUAUAACUUUGCUAUUUUAUCCUUGAUUCCUUCUAGUAUUAGAGACCUUUUCUUUCUGAGGAUGUAGUGGGGAUAUCUUUUCCCAAACUUGUUAAUGAUACUGAUUAAUUUAUAUUAUGCACCAUUUUCGACCCAAGAAAAUAAAAAAUAACAAGCUUAUAGACCUGGCGACUAGAUAAAUAACCUUUUAUUUUUUUUCUUUUUUUAAUUACAAUUAUAAGAAUGUUUAUGGAUUUAAUACAAUAAAAUAAAAAUUUGAAUAACUCAUAAAGGAUACAAAUAAUAUCACCUCAAAAAACAAAGUUGAAAUCUCUUUAUCAUCAAAAGAGAGUGUGAGUCAUUGUCCUAUGCCUUUUUCUCAUUAUUGUUUGAUUUUCUUUUCCUAUCCUUUUCGCAUUUUACAAUUUUUUUUAUCAUCACAUGCCAGGAAGACCCUUCGAAUAAAUUAAUGAUGCACGAGGGCACACUUUACACUUUUUAAUUCGAGGGUCAACUAACGAACCGAGGAAUGCUCCCCAUAAAUGAUAUAUAUACUAGUUCGAUGUUUAGCUCUAACUCACCAUUCUCGAACAAUAAACAUGAAGAUGAAAUUUCAAGUGUUUGUGUUCCUUCUGUUUCCUUUCGUCACUGCAUCCGAUGUGUCGGUCUCAUCAAGAAGGCCCUAUGCGAAAUAUGAGUCGAUCUUCAACUUUGGCGACUCACUGAGUGAUACUGGGAACUACCUUGCAGUCGGUGCACCAGGAUUUCCCCAGAUUGCGCACCUCCCUUAUGGAGAGACCUUCUUCGGAAAUGCGACUGGCCGCGCUUCAGACGGACAUCUCAUUGUUGAUUUUAUCGCGGAGGCAUUCGGAUUACCUUCUCUUCCACCUUAUCUAAAGCAAACCGGAGGGCCAUACAAGAAAACGGGAAUGAAUUUUGCCGUUUUUGGGGCCACUGCACUUGAUGCAGAAUUCUAUUAUGCAAAGAAUCAAGGCCCUUUCUUGUUUACAAAUGAUUCAUUGAGCGUUCAAGUCGGCUGGUUCAAGAAGUGGAAGUCCUCGAUCUGUACUUCUAAGCAAGAGCGUCACAAGUACUUUAAGAAGUCUCUGUUCCUCGUGGGGGAGAUUGGUGGAAACGAUUACCACAUACCCCUCUUAUAUAUCGGUGCUCCCAUUGAACAAGUUCGACCCCUUGUGCCACUGAUCAUCGAAGCUAUUAUCAACGCCACCACAGCCAUAAUCGAAGAAGGAGCAGCAAACGUGGUGGUUCCGGGGAAUUUGCCAAUAGGUUGUCUACCAGCUUACUUGACCAGAUUUCAGAGUUCUAAUCGAUCGGACUAUAACCCAAUAACCGGGUGUCUGGAUGCAUUCAACGAGUUUUCUAAGUAUCACAACAGACUGCUCAUUCAAGCACUGAAGACGUUGAGAAAGAAAUAUCCGCGGGCAAGGAUCAUGUACGCAGACUACUACGGUGCCUCAAUUGGGUUCUACUAUAGCCCAAAACUCUAUGGAUUCUCCGGGGGCAGCAUUACAGCGUGUUGCGGAGGUGGUGGACCGUACAAUUUCAAUAUCUCUAGCUUAUGCGGUCAGCCUGGCUCGACUGUGUGCGACGAUCCAUCGACCUUUGUGAAUUGGGAUGGUAAUCAUUGGACGGAGGCUGCGUACCGACAUAUGGCUAAGGGAUUGAUUUAUGGUCCCUUCACUUCUCCACCUCUCUAGAGUUGUACUUCUGUUUUUUGUGCAUCACCAAUUAAAUUAUUGCCCUUUUUUUUGUAAUAACUGUAAGCGAGGCACGUAA
Messenger RNA from Punica granatum (pomegranate), 2085 nucleotides. Lineage: Eukaryota; Viridiplantae; Streptophyta; Magnoliopsida; Myrtales; Lythraceae. The record is from RefSeq and is a predicted model, not a curated record.